GAGUAGUAACCGCCAGAAAGGAGUCGGAAGAGGUCACACGAGGCCCUUAACACCAGCAUGCCCAAGAAUAAAGGUAAAGGAGGUAAAACCAGGCGCAGGGGUAAGAAUGAGAAGGAAUCUGAAAAAAGAGAGUUGGUGUUUAAAGAGGAUGGACAAGAGUAUGCUCAGGUAAUUAAAAUGCUGGGGAAUGGACGAUUGGAAGCAUUGUGUUUUGAUGGUGUAAAGAGGUUAUGCCAUAUCCGAGGAAAAUUGAGAAAAAAGGUUUGGAUAAAUACUUCAGACAUUAUAUUGGUUGGUCUACGAGACUAUCAGG
Molecule: messenger RNA, 313 nt
Organism: Callithrix jacchus (white-tufted-ear marmoset)
Lineage: Eukaryota; Metazoa; Chordata; Mammalia; Primates; Cebidae
Gene: EIF1AY
Product: eukaryotic translation initiation factor 1A, Y-linked
Biological process (GO): translational initiation
Molecular function (GO): RNA binding; translation initiation factor activity
Source: RefSeq, marked validated